Molecule: messenger RNA, 999 nt
Organism: Lucilia cuprina (Australian sheep blowfly)
Lineage: Eukaryota; Metazoa; Arthropoda; Insecta; Diptera; Calliphoridae
Product: 23 kDa integral membrane protein-like
Exons: 4
Coding region: 161-850 (229 amino acids)
Cellular component (GO): membrane
Source: RefSeq, a predicted model, not a curated record
ACUAAGUAUGUCUACCUCAUUGAAAAACUUUUUCGACAAUCUACUUAUUAAGAAUGUGUCUAGUUCAUAUAACAAAAACCAAUCAAGAGAGCGAUUAAUUUAAUAAUUAUUUAAUUCAAAAUUAUAAUUUGUUUAUUGUUACAUUAGUUUUAGAGACAUAAUGGAACGUUUUACAAAAUCUCCAAUUAUUAACUACAUUUUGUACAUUUGUAAUGCGGUAUUUGCGGUAUUUGGAUUUGUGUUAAUAGUUGUUGGUAUUGUAAUGAUCAAAAAAAUUGGCGAUUUUACGAAAUUCCAAAAUGCUGCCGAUAUAAAAACGUUACCAACACUUGUCAUAAUAUUAGGAGUCUUUAUUGUAGCAGUUGCCAUCCUUGGAAGUUUUGGUGUAUAUAUAGAAAAUACAACAUUCCUAACUAUUUAUGCUUUUACAACAUUAAUAAUAUUUAUCCUUCAAGUUGCAAUGAUUACAUGGGUUUUUGUUAAUAUUAGCAAACAUCCUAAUGCCAUGAGGGAUUUAGUUUUACAGGCUUGGACACAGAAUUAUCCUCAGUAUUAUUAUCCUAUGGAUAUUAUGCAAAUACAAUUUAACUGUUGCGGUCGUUAUGGUCCAAACGAUUAUGGCACUAACAAGGUUCCCAAUUCGUGUUGUGGUGAAUGGAUUUUAGUCGACUGUCCGGACAAAGUUUACUUGACCAAACCUGGUUGUGCAAAUGAAUUUUAUGAUUUUUGGGCAGGCAACAACGAUAUUAUCCGAUUUGUUGGAAUUGUUUUAGCUGUUGCCCAACUUGUUGCCAUGGUCUUUACGUUUUAUUUUGUACGAGGAAUACUCAACUCUAACUAUUCAUAUUAAAUAUUAAUAAUAUUAAUUAAUCUUAAGAAGGUUAAUAAAGCACAGCAACAACUUUUCAAAUAUGCUGCUCUUUAUAUUUAUUAUGUUUUUUAAUACAAUAUUGUUAAUAAAAAUAAAUAAAUGAAAAGCUAUUUUCAUUUAGCUAUCUA